Messenger RNA from Aspergillus pseudotamarii, 847 nucleotides. RefSeq lists its product as uncharacterized. NCBI's taxonomy places the organism in Eukaryota, Fungi, Ascomycota, Eurotiomycetes, Eurotiales, Aspergillaceae. The coding region runs from base 293 to 754 and encodes 153 amino acids. The record is from RefSeq and is a predicted model, not a curated record. The transcript has a single exon.
GUCACACCCUUCCUUCUCGGCAGUGGUAGAACCGAAAACGAGUACGGAGAAGGUUGAUCUGAAGCUCGAGAUUGAGGAAGACAAGCAUGCGGGGUGGACGAAUGUGGAGGAGAUCUGCAAGGUGCAUCCACCAAUUUGGAUGGAAAAGACCUCAAUGGUCGAAAGCGAGCCCUAAUUUGACCAGAAGGUCGUAUUUUUGCCGAAGUAAAGCCGGCGAAAUGCGGGGAGACACGGCAUCCAUUCCCACAAUCUCCUACCACCACAAGUCAUUGCAAGUGGCAAGGAACAAACCAUGUCAUACUACCUCUCCAUGGUAAUAAGCGGCGAAGGCAAAGACCCCAAGCAUCGAUCUCACUGGGCAUUCGCAAUCCACCAGCCGGCACAAGUCAUCGGUGAUCUUCUACACGUGCGGCCCAUUGAUUUAGGCCGCUUGUGGUACGAAUUCGAACAUCGCUCGGACUCGGACCUCAUUCUGGUGGAUGCUAUAGGAUUAGCGAAGAUCGCAGAUUUGGAUGGCUCACAGCGCCUGCAAGCGAUCAGUGUGAUCAGAGAUGAGAUGGCCCCCAAGGAUGGCGUGAGAAGGUGCCAGGAUUGGGUCUUCAGUGCUUUGAUUGCGCUUGAGGUGGAGGAACUGGUUCCGGCUGGGACGUCUGAGUUGUGGAAGGGGCUAAUGGGGAGAACUGCAACGGAGGUAGAGAAGGUUGUUGGACCCGAAUGGACGAGUUUUCGUGGAUGUCAGAGCUCGCUGAGAUAGUGUUCUGGGAGGUAGGUUCUUAAUAUCCCAUUAAACUCUGGAAAGUAGGGCAAUCAAGUACUAAGUACCCAUACCGUGUAGGCGUCGAGGAGU